CUAGAGAUUUAAUUCUAAUUUACUGGAUUUAAGUCAGCAAUUUUCAACAUAGUUGCAUUCUAGUUGUUAUACUCAAUACAAAAUAAAAUUUUUCUCAAAAAAAUGUUUAAUAUAGAACAUGGAAGCAAAGAAUCUACCUAAUCAAAGUAUUUCAUGGAUUAAAACUCCAACGAAAUUAUUCCCUCCAAAAAAAAUUCAACAAAAUUAUAUAAAUGCAACAUUCUAGUACGGGCUUAUAAGUGACAGCUGUUCUCUUUUGUUUUUUUUUACAUCAUCUAUAGAACAAAAUACAUGCAUGAAGUCACUCUAGAGUAAGCAUGGCCUAGAAGCAAUUAAACAAGUUAGUUCAGGCGGAUGAAAAGGGAACUUCCUAAGAGACAAAGCUGCAACAUGAACUGGCAACUUGUCAUAUGAGAGUGCGAGCUUUGAACUUUGAAUGGACAUGCAUGGUGAAUGACCAUGUUAACAUGUAUUUAAAAGAAAUGAUGAUAUCAUUCCAAAAACUACAAAGGUGGAAAGAUCCAAAACCUCUUCUCUUCUUCAUGCUCCUCUUGUCACGUUGCCCCUGCGGUACUCACCAUGUUUCAUUAUAAAACAGUAGCCAAACCAUUUGAAACAUGACCCAUGAGCAUCCACCAUCAACCAGCAUGGACUCCUCCUCCUCCUCCUCCUCUUCCAACAAUCACCACCCACAUCCACCCCCUUCUCUUCUCUCCUUUCUCGCUGUUUUCAAAAACGUCCUCAACCAAGAGCUAAUCAGAAGCGUGCAUGCCUACCGAAUCGUUCCGGAGGAGGAAGGUGAGGGGAGGGAGCUGUGGGUGGAGAGGGAGUUCCUCUUCUCUCCCACCUCCCACCUCGAGAUCACUGCGCCGAUCCCCCGCCAGCUCCUGCUGGCGGAUCCAGUGGUGGGUGGUGGCGUCCGCCACCGGCCGAGGUUCCACGAGGGGCAAAACAUUGGCCUUUGGCUUUGUAUUCUAGCAUUCGACUCUGCCACCGCCGCUGCCAUCUCGCGGCCUCCUCCCAUCCCUCCCAUCCUCUCCUUCUCCAGAAAUCCAAGAUUACAGUCUGUUCCAACUUUGUCCUGUGAUCUUCAAAAGGUUUUCGAGUUAAGGUGCGAAACAGAAAACCAAGAGCUGAUGCAUGUUGUUUCAGAAGAAAUCCUUGCAGACAAAGAUAAUAAGUUUUCUCGGCCAAUGAAAAAUGCACCUGAUUAUGAUGAAGAUCAACUCUCACACUCCGGUCCCAUGAUGAAACAAGCAACAUCAGACAAUCAACACUCCCAUGAAAUUGUACCUGAAGUUGGAGCAUCCAUGAAGAAGAAGAGAGCUGCAGCAGAGCAUGUAGCUAGCAUUUCUUUAACUGAUCUUGUUAAGUACUUCAAUCUUCCAAUCAUAGAAGCUUCGAGAAAUUUAAAUGUCGGAUUGACUGUACUGAAGAGGAAAUGUAGAGAAUUUGGUAUACCUCGUUGGCCACAUAGGAAGAUGAAGUCUCUCGACACUCUUGGUACACAAUCUCCAGGUAAUCUUCGUAUCUCCCUUCAGAUACUUUUACCAAGUCUCGCAUGUAAACAUGUGCAAAUCAUCAACUAAUUCUUGUAUUUAUGUCCAGUAAAAUGACACAAGGAAGUUUGGGCCAUCUUUUUCUAUAGUGUCAGUCCUAGAUACUGAAAAUGCUAUUCUGAAUCAUAUCUGUUGAAUAAAAUUUUAAGUGGUUGUUAAAGAUUGGUCACACUGUUGAUGCAUACUAAUAAAUUAUAUACUACAGCUAAACAAUAUCAUGUUUAAAUUGAACUUCAAAUAAUAAAUGAACUUGAAUUGGUAUUCUCAGCCAUGGUGUCAUGUAAAAAUCAAAGUAGUGGUUGUAGGGCAUUUGUCCAUACUUAAUGGCUCAUUACAGUGUUUCAUGGUGACCGGACAUACAUUAUUAUGUUCUAAUUUUAGAAAUUCUAUAUGACUGUCCAUCGAUCAUUCGAUGUCAUUUCUCAUGCAUAAGAAUUAAGGA
Messenger RNA from Phoenix dactylifera (date palm), 2001 nucleotides. The record is from RefSeq and is a predicted model, not a curated record. Lineage: Eukaryota; Viridiplantae; Streptophyta; Magnoliopsida; Arecales; Arecaceae.